GCUCGGCAGCCCAGCAGCAGUUCGCCUCGGUGCCGGACCUGGAGGCAGCCAUGUACACCGAAGCUGCGAACUGGCCGUGUGUGCGGCUGCUGUCGAUUGAAGGGCCUAUUGGGUGUGGAAACCCUGGCAGGGAGAUUGUGUCAGGUCCGAUUCAGGCCAUCUCCUCACCCUCCGAGCUUUCUCUCCUCCAAUCGCCUCGAGCACUCGUGGUGUCGCCAGCAGUGCUGCACCGCGUGCUCUCACUGAUAUCCAAAGAUCCUGUCAUUGCCAGACACGUGGCAGGCAUCAUGGUGGAGUCUGCCAAUCAAACAUCUGUUCCCGCCCUCUCCCCCGCCUCCCCCUUCCCCCAGUCCCCCUUUGCCACCUACCCCAACACCUCCUACGCCUGGAACCCCCUCGGUUCAUCCCUCGAUCGUAUUUCCUUUCCGCUCCCGGUCUCCCUCCUCUCCGAUCAAGCCACAGCCGAUAUACGUCUUAAAGCAGAGGUCAACAGUCGACGGGACUUUCGCUAUCCGCUUUACAUGGCUGAAUUCGAUGCCAUCAUGACUGCCACGCGCAUAGGAGCAACCACAUCGCAGGCAUGUCUCGACAACCUUUCCUGCCUCCCCCUUGGAGGCCACAGCGUGAUGGCGUCUUUACCUCCCAUCGACGUGUCAAGCAAGGAACCUUCUAGGAAGCCGCUGGUGAUCGCCAUGGCUCAGAUGGAUGCUUCCUCGCUGUUUCGUGACGCUGCUGUUGGGGCCGAGUCCCCUAUUUCCGGUCUUAUCUGUUUGCUAGCAGCAGCAGACGCCAUUGCAUCUCUCCUUCGAAAGCCCUCCGCUCCAGACCUUCCCAAGCAGGUAACCAACCGAAGCAUCCGUAGCAGGUAG
This is a messenger RNA of Closterium sp. NIES-65, 869 nucleotides long. Lineage: Eukaryota; Viridiplantae; Streptophyta; Zygnematophyceae; Desmidiales; Closteriaceae. The record is from the annotation of a GenBank genome assembly.